CCCAACGUUAUUAAUAAAGGCACUGGUAGUGUGAGAUUGUGCAGAUCAUCAUCACUGCAUUCAGCUUUAUUCAGCUGAGUUUGCUCUGCAGCAGCAUUUGACCUCAGGUGCAGGAGUUGUCGUCCGUCACAAUGAAGUUUCUGAUCUCACUGUGUGUAUCACUACUGCUGCUGAUUAAUGGUGAAAUAAUCAAUGGACAAUCUACAGAACCUACAACUUCCAGCUCUGAUCCCUGCUAUGAUUAUAACACUCUUGAUGAAUACUGGAGAGACAUACGACUAAGCCAAAGCACUGGACAUGAUGACACUCUUGUUGAAUGGAGUGGCUGGUAUCGGCUGUAUUUGAAUGGAGAAAGUGCUCAGAUGUCUGAGUGGUGUGUGAGUUAUGUGGGAUGUGGUGGUUACACUGGACUGUAUCUCGGUGGAUCUCAUCCAACACCUGAGGAUGGAGUGGUGACCCGUGAAGUUUUGGGAACUUAUGUGGGGUGGGGGUAUUCCAAUCGGUGUGGAGCCUACAAUUCGACGUCUAUCCAAGUUAAAGCCUGUCCAGGAGAUUAUUAUGUCUAUGAAUUUACCAAACCCAACAAAUCAGCCCCUGGACCUACAUACUGUGCAGUUGCUUUCAGCAGCAUCAGCAGUGAUCCCUGCUACAACUAUGAGUCUCUGGAUCGUCCCUGGAGAGCCAACAAUGAAAGUGGAGAUAACGUUUGUGAUGAACGUUUCUCCUGGAAUGGCUGGUACCGGCUUUUCUACUAUGGAAUGAACAUCCAGAUGCCAGAGACCUGUGUUAGUUGGUACAGCUGUAAUGUAAACAUUAAUUUUUUGGUUAAAUGUUCUUAACCUUAGGUUGGGGGUUGGGUUGUUGUUAGGGGGGUUUUUUGUAAUUAUUGGAGUGGCUGCUGUGAUUACAAGACAAAACCCAUCAGAGUGAAAGCGUGUCCAGGAAAUUACUAUGUCUAUGAACUUGUGAAUCCACAAUUCGGGUGUUCAGGAUACUGCACAGAUGUCAGCACUAUUUCACAGGCGGCUUCUACUGUAAGCCCAGAUAUAGUCACUGGAACCAGCAUCAUCUUGAAUUAUGACCCGUGUGAAAGCUACAAUGUACUCAACAACCACUGGAGAAGCACACUCAAUUACUGGUCUACGUAUGGAUACAUCUCUGAUCAUGAUGACACUAGUAUAGAAUGGGAUGGCUGGUAUCGACUCUUCAUUAAUGGAUCAAGUGCUCAGAUGCCUGAGUGGUGUAUGUCUUACAUGUCAUGUGGAGGUUUUAGUUCUCUGUGGCUUGGUGGCUCUCACCCUCGACUAGAAGAUGGAGUUGCUACACGUGAAAUUUAUGGUUCUUAUUUUGAUCAGUGCAGUCACUACAGAUCUGAUUCAAUCCAAGUUAAAGCUUGUCCAGGAAAUUAUUAUGUCUACAAAUUUACCAGACCACCUCUUUCAAUUCCAGCUCCUGUAUAUUGUGCAGUACCUUUCACAACCCCGAGUGUUGAUCCCUGCUACAGCUACACAAGUCUGGAUGAGCCUUGGAGAGCCACAAACAACCCUUACUAUAAUAACAAUUACUACCAUAACAUGUGUGAUUAUAAUGUGGAGUGGAAUGGCUGGUACAGGAUGUUCUACAAUGGUCAAAAUUCCCAGAUGCCAGAAUCAUGUGUAAAUCAAGGCAUGUGUGGGACGCAAUACCCACUGUGGCUCACAAGCCCUCACCCACAGCUGGAAGAUGGAGUGGUCACCCGUCAGGUCUGUGCUUCUGCAUGGUAUGGCUGCUGUACUUACACAUCCCACCCUAUAAGAGUCAAAGCCUGUCCUGGAAAUUACUAUGUUUAUGAGUUUGUCAAGCCAAUGUUUUGCUCAGCUUUCUGUAUAGUACCAGAAGCCUCAAACCAGUCCAUCCCAUCAGUGUCUACAACAACAGAGACAAUCCCACCCAUAGAAUCCAUUACUCCACCAAUCACAACCACUGCUCCCUCUGUUGACCCCUGCUACAACUACAAUGUCCUGGAUGAUCUGUGGAGAUCCACCAACAAUCAACAUUCCUCUCAAAUAAUGUGUGACACUUCGGUCAGCUGGAACGGCUGGUACCGUCUCUUCAUUCAGGGUCAGAGUGUUCAGAUGCCAGACACCUGUGUUGAUAUGUUGAGUUGUGGCACUCAUGCUCCACUGUGGCUGAACGGAGGACAUCCAACAGUUGAGGAUGGAGUGGUCACUCGAGAUGUCUGCGGUCACUGGAGCAAUAACUGUUGCUAUUUCCAAUCCAAUCCCAUUAAAGUCAAAGCCUGUCCAGGAGGGUAUUAUGUCUAUGAGUUUGUGAGACCAAGUGCCUGCAGUUUGGCAUACUGUGCAGAUGCAAGGAACAUAAACAUUACCUCUACUACUGUAAUGCCAGAGACUACCACAACCACAGAAACUACAGCUGAAACUACACUGCCUGUUAAUAGAAAUCCCUGUUCUGAACUCAACUGCUCUGAUGAUGAAAGGUGCGGGAUGAAAAAUGGUGUUUACGGAUGUUUGUGUAAAAAGGACCCGCACAGACAACAACAACAUCAUGACUCUUUCGACUUCUCAGAAACCUGUGAAAGCAGCUCUGGCUCCAUGUCUGUGUCUCGCUGUCAGCUCUUUGAGGCUGGUUUUCCAGCUGACGUCUUACACCUCAAUGAUCCCAGCUGCAAAGGAAUGGUCCAGAAUGGCAGAGUGGAAUUCCAUUUUGAUAACGAUGAACAUAUCUGUGGUACAAAUCUUCUGGCCAAUGGCACCCACUUCAUCUACAGUAACUGUAUUCUGGGGACACCGAGGUCAGAAGAUCUCAUCAGCAGAGAGAAAAUCCUCAAGCUUUCUUUCAGCUGUGUUUAUCCUCAAACACAAACACUUUCAAUGAAUGUGGAAAUCAACCCACUGGAGAGCAUUGUGCACAGGACUCUUCCCGCUGGUGAAGGAAGAUAUCAGGUGCGGAUGAUUCCAUAUGAGGAUGAUGAGUUUACUCGGCCCUUCACUGGUAGAGUGGAUGCAGAGCUCGACCAGAAGAUGAAUGUGGAAGUUCGUGUCGAGGGGGUUGACAGUCAUCAGUUUGCUCUGGUGAUGGACACGUGUUGGGCUACACCUGUGAAUGAUCCUGACUACAGUCUCCGCUGGGAUCUCAUCCUUACAGAGUGUCCCAAUCCAAAUGAUGACACAGUGGAGCUGCUGCAGAACGGCGUCUCGACAUCCAGCGGUUUCUCCUUCAGGAUGUUUAUCUUCACUGCAAACUCCACUAAGCUUUACCUGCACUGCGCUGUUCACCUGUGCCUUCUGUCAAGCAAUCGUUGCUCAACGGACUGUAACUCCGGACACCAGCGGAGAGAGCGCAGGUCUCUGGACUUCCAUGACAGUGCUUCCAUAUCCCUGGGUCCUCUGAUGUUGUCUGAAGGCAACACAGAUAAGUGGAUCCCAGAGCAAGUGAAGGUAUCUGAGGCUUCUUGUCUGUGUGGGUCUCUGAUGCUGUUACUUGCUCCUCUGAUGAGUUUCCUGAUCCUGUUUUAGUUUAUUUCCACAAAAAAUGUUCUACAUUUUACAUGUAUAUUGUCUAGUGCCAUAUUAAAGGUGCAGUAAGCGAUUUUUGCCAAACGAUGUUGAUAUUUGAAAGCACCAAAACAAACACGCCCAUUACCCAACAGGAUCUCGCCCCUAUUUUGAUAACUCUGCCCCACACGAAUGUUCACAACCCUGCUAGCGACAAUGGCGGAAUCUGCUAUGCCUGCCGGCUGCAGCAUAUUCAAGAUAAAUCCAUAACAGAAAAGUUGUCUGAAAAAGCAAAAUCAACGUAAUACACUUUUCAAGAAGAAACAAAGCAACCUCAGCAGCCGAUUCCAGGCCUUCUUGCUACUUGAGGAAAGUCAUGGCCCAAAGGUUGCGGUUUCGAGUCUCAUACCAGCAGGGAAUGUAGGUGGGAGGGAGUGAAUGUACAGCACUUUCUCCAACCUUCAAUACCAUGACUGAUGUGUCCUUGAGCAAGGCACCAAAACCCCAACUGCUCCCCGGGUGCCAUAGCAAAAAACAAAAUGGCUGGAAAUCGGUCCGAUAAUGUGGUCAAAAGUGUUUUUCAAAAAUGCACCUUUAAUGUGGAAACAGAUGCUACACUCAUUUUGGGUUUCUAAAUAUUUCUUUAUUUCAUAAGUGUGUUAAUGUGGCAUAAUAAAAUAAUUCUUUAAUCCUUAGUUAUUAUAAACUACAGUCAUUCUAUUUCAGUUGAGAGGAUGUGCUGAUUACAAAUACAAUCAGAUUUGUGUUUAUUGAAAUCAUGCAAAAACAUUUUAUAUGGCCAUUUCUUUUCUGUAGUUCCUUUUCAAAUUCUGUAACUAAGUAGGUCAAGAAAAUACUUGUCAAAAGUAUCAAAACUGAAGUAUGUAAUAUUGUGAUGGUAGAAUAUUUUGAUUUCAUUCCUUAAAUUAUGUUUUAUAAUUUAUUCUGCCAUUUAUAAUGGGACAUAAACAGUAGGGACAUGAUCAUGCAGUCUGGAUAACUCAAAAUAUAAAUGAGAAGAAAAAAUAAAUAAAUUUGAAGAUUAAAGCAAAA
This is a messenger RNA of Cyprinus carpio (common carp), 4550 nucleotides long. RefSeq lists its product as uncharacterized. The transcript is spliced from 18 exons. Gene Ontology annotation, cellular component: cell surface; apical plasma membrane. The record is from RefSeq and is a predicted model, not a curated record. Gene Ontology annotation, biological process: neutrophil migration. NCBI's taxonomy places the organism in Eukaryota, Metazoa, Chordata, Actinopteri, Cypriniformes, Cyprinidae.